AUGGAAAAUGGCCAGAACUAUGGUAUGAUUGCUGAGAAGUACGGAAUAGGUAAAUCGACUGUUGGUGACAUAAAAAAAAAUAAAGAAAAAAUUAUGAAGUUUGUCAGCACAACUGAACGUGGUCCAGGCACACGUAAAACUUUAAAAGAACCGGAAAAUCUUGUUCUCGAAAAUGCUUUAUUUAUAUGGUUUAUGCAACAGCGGAGACGACAUAUUUCGAUAAGUGGUGAAAUAAUUUGCGAAAAAGCACGUUUAUUUCACCGUGAAAUAACAAAGCAGGAAGAUGGUUUCACUGCUAGUAGAGCAUCAAUCGAACCAUUUCGAAAUGAGUUGCAGCGAGUCAUAAAUGAAAAAAAUUUGGACCUAGAACAAAUUUAUAACGCUGAUGAAUCCGGUUUAUUCUGGGGAAUGUUACCAGAGCAUACAUUGACAUCAAGUCAUGAGAAAAACGCCCCUGGAAGAAAAAUGAUUAAAGCUAGAAUAACAUUCAUGCCUUGUGCUAAUGCAAGUGGAACACAUAAAUUGCCUUUACUCGUCAUUGGGACUGCACAAAAACCACGUGCGUUUAAAUCAGUUAACCUUCCUGUAUACUAUCGUGGACAAAAAAAUGCUUGUGCCACUCGUGUUUUAUUUUUAGACUGGUUUCAAAAACAAUUUGUUCCUGUAGUUCGUGAGCACCUUUUAAAUGUAAAUUUACCUCCAAAAGCUUUAUUAUUGUUGGAUAAUUGCCCUGGACAUCCAUCAGCAGAAGAAUUACGUAGUGAUGAUGGCAACAUUUUUGCAAUGUUUUUACCCCCUAAUACUACAGCGCUUAUUCAACCGAUGGAUCAAAAUGUAAUUCAGAAUAUUAAAUUAAACUAUCGUAAGUCUCUCUUAGUCAAUGUUCUUGCUUAUCCGGUGCAUGGUGAAAACCUUAUUGAUGCUCUAAAGGCCAUAAAUUUAAAAGACGCAGUUUUUAGUCUUGCAAAUUGUUGGAAAUUGGUCCCGCCAAUGCUCAUAAAGAAAUCGUGGAAACACUUGCUUCCUUUCCAAACAGAAAAUAAAAUCAACGAAGUUGUUGAAAUUAAUGACAUUCAACUUUCUACACUCAUAAACCAGAUACAGAAAACAUGUACGAAUAAAAUGUCUGAUUCUCAAGCACAGGAAUGGGCUUACCGUGGCGCAGACGAAGAUUUAGCGAAUCAUGAAAUCUUAACUGAUGAUCAAAUUCUACAAAUUGCAGCAAAAGAGGAUGAUAUUGACGACGAGGAUUAA
This is a messenger RNA of Sipha flava (yellow sugarcane aphid), 1254 nucleotides long. Its product is annotated as jerky protein homolog-like. The transcript is spliced from 2 exons. Lineage: Eukaryota; Metazoa; Arthropoda; Insecta; Hemiptera; Aphididae. Gene Ontology annotation, molecular function: DNA binding. Gene Ontology annotation, cellular component: nucleus. The record is from RefSeq and is a predicted model, not a curated record. The coding region runs from base 1 to 1254 and encodes 417 amino acids.